AUGUCAAACUUGCUAAUAAAGAAAGAAAGUCCAUUAAUAUUGAUAUCUAGGAAACAAAUAGAUGAAUAGAAGCAUGAAUUCUCCUACGAAGCGCCUAUCCCUGAGCUUAAAGAACUACAGAAAGGUUUUAUUUCCACAUAUGAUAAUAAAAAUACUAAAGAAGUAUACGAUUAAAUAACCGAAAUAAGAUAGAUAUACGAAAAACCUGAAUUUAUAACUAAGAAAGCAAUAACUGGUAAAGAAACAAUUUAAGAAGAGUAAUCUCAGAAAUAAACUAAAGAAAAAACAGAAAGUGCAACGAUAAUAACUUAGGAUAACAGAGAGUAAUGUAUAAAAGAAAUAAAAAGAUACAUAAAAGAGAACUAAGAUUCAGAUAAGUUAACACUAAACUAUUUAAGAAAUAAUUUAUAAUUUUAACCCAAAAACGAAUUUAAAGAAAUUAUAGAGAAGUUAUGUUAUAAAGUGACUAAUUCAUUAGGAGACAAUGUUUAUAAAUUAAAAUGA
Ichthyophthirius multifiliis is the source of this 504-nucleotide messenger RNA. RefSeq lists its product as hypothetical. The record is from RefSeq and is a predicted model, not a curated record. NCBI's taxonomy places the organism in Eukaryota, Ciliophora, Oligohymenophorea, Hymenostomatida. The transcript is spliced from 4 exons.